Vespa mandarinia (Asian giant hornet) is the source of this 732-nucleotide messenger RNA. RefSeq lists its product as uncharacterized. Lineage: Eukaryota; Metazoa; Arthropoda; Insecta; Hymenoptera; Vespidae. The record is from RefSeq and is a predicted model, not a curated record.
AUGAUUGCGGGGAUUAUUCCUCUCGCUCAUUUAGCAAUCCAGCUGGCGGAGACGUAUGCGGCUGUUAGAGGCGCGGAGGAACCUGUUCCCCCGCGUGCUAAUGUUGUAUUGGGUGCUCUUGCCAGAAGGAGGGCAAUAGAAGCAUGGAAGGCUGAGGAACUAGAGCUCGUAGGGGCACCAGAGGCAACGGGAGUGCGCACGAGGGUGGCCAUUGCCGAAUGGUUGGUUGAAUGGAUUGGAAGGCCGUUCUCUAUCGGAACGACAUUUCACAUUACACAGCUGAUGACCGGCCAUGGUUGUUUCUCGGCAUAUUUAAAUAAAAUAAAGAAGAUCCCCUCCCCACGUUGUUUCGACUGCAAGGGAAAUGAGGAUACGGCGGAACACACCCUGAUCGACUGCCUGGCGUGGACGGAUGCCAGGAAUGAGUUGAUCGACGCGAUGGGGGGAGGGCAGCUAACCCUUCCCGUGAUAGUCAGGGUCUACCUGACUGUCCCAGGUGGAUGGACGGCCUUUCAGACCUUCGCUGGACGGUUCAUGCGUGCAAAGGAAGACGCUGAGAGGCGCAGGGAACGGACGCGAGAAGAAGAAGGAUGUGUGAGUGAGCGUGCGGGUAUGUACGUGGAUGGGAAUGCGAGCGAUAGGCCGCAUAGGAGAGUAGCUCCAGUGCGGCCACCUCGGGAAAGGCUCCGAGCGGCUCAGGCGGCGCCUGGCUCAAGCGUCGCUUCUCUUUAA